Molecule: messenger RNA, 1115 nt
Organism: Saimiri boliviensis boliviensis (Bolivian squirrel monkey)
Lineage: Eukaryota; Metazoa; Chordata; Mammalia; Primates; Cebidae
Gene: RAB31
Product: RAB31, member RAS oncogene family
Molecular function (GO): GTPase activity; GTP binding
Source: RefSeq, a predicted model, not a curated record
CCGUCCGGGGGCGUUCCUGGGAGCUGGGGGCCGGCGAGCCUGGACCCGACGCGCCCGGGAGGAGCCGGCCGGCGGACACGUGACCCACCGCGGCGGGGCCGGCGGCCCAGAAAUAGCAGCCGCGGCGGUUCCGCCCGCUGGCGGCGAGAGCGAGGGACCCAGGCGGGAGACGCCGGCGGGGCGCGGGCGCGGCGGCCCCGGAGGAUGCUGCUGAGCCCCGGCCUGGUCCGGCCGCGAGCACAUGAUGGCAAUACGGGAGCUCAAAGUGUGCCUUCUGGGGGACACUGGGGUUGGGAAAUCAAGCAUUGUGUGUCGAUUUGUCCAGGAUCACUUUGACCACAACAUCAGCCCUACUAUUGGGGCAUCUUUUAUGACCAAAACUGUGCCUUGUGGAAAUGAACUUCACAAGUUCCUCAUCUGGGACACUGCUGGUCAGGAACGGUUUCAUUCGUUGGCUCCCAUGUACUAUCGAGGCUCAGCCGCUGCUGUUAUUGUGUAUGAUAUUACGAAGCAGGAUUCAUUUUAUACCUUGAAGAAGUGGGUCAAGGAGCUGAAAGAACACGGUCCGGAAAACAUUGUAAUGGCCAUCGCUGGAAACAAGUGCGACCUCUCGGAUAUUAGGGAGGUUCCCCUGAAGGAUGCUAAGGAAUAUGCUGAAUCCAUAGGUGCCAUCGUGGUUGAGACAAGUGCAAAAAAUGCUAUUAAUAUUGAAGAGCUCUUUCAAGGAAUCAGCCGCCAGAUCCCGCCCUUGGACCCCCAUGAAAAUGGAAACAAUGGAGCAAUCAAACUUGUGAAGCCAACUACGCAAGCCAGCCGCCGGUGCUGUUGACCCAAGGGCCAUGGUCCAUGGUACUUGAAGAAGCCAGAGCCCACAUCCCUGUGUGCUGCUGACGGACCCUACGCUCAGUGUCCUGGCACCUCACUUUGAGAAGAAUGAGCACGCUGGCUUUGCAUCCUGGAGGACCUGCAGGGGGUGGGGCAGAAAAUGUCCCUGAAAAAGGAUUUUAGAAAACCCUGGAGAAACCCACCACACCAUCACAAAAUGGCCUUUAGUGCAUGAAAUGCACAUGGAAGGGAUGUAGUUGCAUUUUUGCUAAAAAAAACCUUUAAAAAUU